AUAAAAAGGCGCUUGAAGCAAACGAAGUAGAUGUAGAUAUGAAGAAGAAUAAGAUGGAGGAGAUGGAGAUAGAGGAUUCUGAGGCAGUGGUUAAUCGUGGCCAAUGGGGUAGCCAUAUUGAGUUUCUUCUAUCGUGUAUCGGAUAUGCAGUUGGACUCGGAAACGUCUGGCGGUUUCCUUACUUGUGUUAUGCAAACGGUGGAGGUGCCUUUUUGAUCCCGUACUUGAUUAUGUUGAUUUGUGCUGGUUUGCCACUGUUCUUUAUGGAGAUGGCAUUUGGACAGUUCGCUAGUCUUGGAACAAUUUCUGCCUGGAGUAUAAGCCCUCUAUUCCGAGGUGUUGGCAUCGGCAUGAUAGUUGUCUCAGGUCUGGUCGGUAUCUAUUACAACGUCAUCAUUGCGUGGACAAUAUAUUACAUGAUCCAGUCUUGUACCACCGGGGACCUUCCCUGGGUCGGGUGCAACAACACAUGGAACACACCCGAUUGCUACCCCGCCGGUCAGAACAUUUCAGGGCUGGAGGGUAACUACAUCCGCGCUAGUGAUGAGUAUUGGCAUCACUAUGUACAUAAUAUAACCAGUGGUAUAGACGAAGUCGGCGGCUUGAAAUGGGAUCUUGUCGGAUGCUUAUUUGCGUCAUGGGUCGUCAUCUUCCUCUGCCUUCUGAAGGGUGUCAAAUCAUCCGGCAAGGUUGUGUACUUUACCGCUACCUUUCCUUACAUCAUCCUGACGGUGUUGUUCUUCCGUGGGGUUACCCUCGAUGGAGCCGGAGACGGAAUCGAAUUCUACAUUGUUCCAGAUGUUGACAUAUUGGCCACUUCAAAGCCAUGGAAGGACGCGGCUAUACAAAUCUUUUAUUCGCUCGGAGUGUCUUUUGGGGGCCUGAUGACGAUGGCUAGCUUUAACAACUUCAACAAUAACUGCUUUAGGGAUGCUUUGGUGGUUGCAUUUACUAACUGUGGAACUAGUGUGUUUGCUGGUUUUGUUAUAUUUUCUGUGCUUGGGUUUAUGUCGAAAACCAGUGGAAUUCCUAUCGAAGAUGUUGUAGCUGAUGGUCCUGGUCUUGCGUUUAUUGUGUAUCCUGAAGCACUGUCGUUGCUACCGGGUUCACAAGUUUGGGCAUUCUUGUUUUUCUUCAUGCUGUUUACUCUCGGACUCGACAGUGAGUUUGCUAUGAUGGAGACGGUUAUUUCCGCCAUUUACGAUAUACUACCACAAGAAAGGCGUAAAUUUAAGCCUCUUCUAACGUUUGUAUGUUGUAUUAUUGGGUUUGUUCUCGGCCUACCGUGCGUCACAAGGGGCGGAUUGUACGUGUUCCAGCUAAUGGACUGGUAUUCGGCUGGAUUCUCACUAAUGGUCAUCGCUAUCGUGUUCUGCUGUGUUAUCAGCUACCAAUACGGUACUAACCGUUUCUUGGACGACAUUGAAGCGAUGGUGGGAUUCAGACCUCGAAUCUACUGGAAGGCGUGUUGGAUGGUAGUCACCCCGGUUCUCCUCGUUGCCAUUAUUGUGUUCACGUUUGUAUAUUAUACCCCUGUGACGUACAAUGACUACAAGUAUCCUGCUUGGGCAGAGGUUGUCGGAUGGAUUCUCAGCUGCACUUCAUUUGUCGUCAUCCCUAUCUACGCAGUGUUUGCUAUUUCCCGAGAGGAGGGUCCGAUCUUAGACAGAAUAAAAUUACUGCUGAAGCCGACAGACGAUUGGGGACCAGCGCUUAACGUGAACCGUAUAAAAGCUGGAUACCAGCCGAUCGGAGCAGGAUUGGAGAGUGUUAGCGAGAAAGUUAAUCCUCGUUAUAAUGUCAACGAAGGUUUCAUGGCGUAAAUAACUGGACAAUGAGAUUCAGUUUGGUGACCAUGUUUAUUCAAUUUUGUUCACAUCACCUUGAUUUCCUAGCGUGUCUUGAAUUACCUAAUUAAUUUUGUAUUGUUAAUGACACAAAACUACGUCGAGCUUGCUUCACACAUGGAGGAAUUGAUUUCUACGCGUUGUGCGCUUCAACGCGUAUAAAUUUAUCUGUGUAAACCAAGCCUUACGAACCAAUUAGAUGUAUAUGAUUGACCAGAAAUAUAUUUGUAUAUUAGAAAAGUUGGUUUAUAUAGUAUUAUUAUAACAGAUAGGUAUAUGUCCCAAGACAAUAUAUUAUAUUAUAGCUACCAAAACAGUUAAAACGCAUGGUACACGGAAUGACUAAAAUAAAUUUAUAUUCAUUAUAGAUGUAUUUUAUAAACAGGCGUACUUUAUACACUUUUAUAAAAGAAACUUAACAUAGUCCUAUUUAUAUGUAUCGGAAUGUGGUGUACUGUAUAUUUUUGAAUGAAAUACAGCAGAUCAUGGGGAAAAAAAUUACUAAAUACACGGAUGAAUUAAUGACA
Messenger RNA from Anneissia japonica, 2374 nucleotides. Its product is annotated as sodium- and chloride-dependent glycine transporter 1-like. Gene Ontology annotation, biological process: sodium ion transmembrane transport. The record is from RefSeq and is a predicted model, not a curated record. The transcript is spliced from 13 exons. Gene Ontology annotation, cellular component: membrane. NCBI's taxonomy places the organism in Eukaryota, Metazoa, Echinodermata, Crinoidea, Comatulida, Comatulidae. Bases 39 to 1823 code for a protein of 594 amino acids.